UAGGUGACCCUGGUUGGCAUGAUCAAAGAUGCAGAAAAAGCACCAACAAACAUUUUGUACAAAUUGGAUGAUAUGACUGCACCCCCAAUGGAUGUAAGACAGUGGGUGGAUACUGACGAAGUCGGAAGUGAGAAUAUUGUUGUUCUCCCUGGUAGCUAUGUAAAGGUAGCUGGUCAUCUCCGAUCAUUCCAGAACAAGAAGAGCUUGGUGGCUUUUAAAAUCAUGGUUUUGGAAGACAUGAAUGAGUUAACAUCACACAUGUUGGAGGUGGUGCAGGCUCACUUGUUGCUAAACAAACCACAGCCUGUGCCUGGAGGAUCUCUAGCUUUGCACACCCCAAUGCGAAAUGAAGGUACAAUGGGGCUAUAUGGUGGUGGUAAUGAGGCAUUGAUGAAUGGACUAACAAGUCAACAAAGUCAGGUACUGAAUUUGAUUCGCAACUGUCGAGAACAGGAGGGCAUGAGCAUUGACUACAUGAGGAAAACACUGAAGAAUAUGAACAUCAUUGCUAUCAAGCAAGCAGUAGAAUUUCUUAGCAAUGAAGGACACAUCUAUUCUACGGUGGAUGAGGAUCAUUUCAGGUCAACAGAUGCUGAAUAAUUGAGGAAUAAAAAGAUGUGAAGCUAAAAUUCUGAACCCAUUCUAAAACCUGCAGAGUCUAUCAUCUUGUAGUAAAAUGUAAAUAAUAAUCAAUUUUAACAUGAAGGAGUGGGUGUCUCUAUGUUCUACUUGGAUUUUUCACAUUGUUUGAUUGCAAACAGCUGCAUUUUUGGUUUUGUAAAUCUGCACUUUUUUGUAUCAUGAUAGAAAAUAAACUCUCUUUGAUCUUGA
Rhincodon typus (whale shark) is the source of this 831-nucleotide messenger RNA. It is a transcript of the gene rpa2, whose product is annotated as replication protein A2. Bases 19 to 600 code for a protein of 193 amino acids. Gene Ontology annotation, cellular component: DNA replication factor A complex; chromosome, telomeric region; site of double-strand break. Lineage: Eukaryota; Metazoa; Chordata; Chondrichthyes; Orectolobiformes; Rhincodontidae. The record is from RefSeq and is a predicted model, not a curated record. Gene Ontology annotation, biological process: DNA replication; double-strand break repair via homologous recombination; nucleotide-excision repair. The transcript is spliced from 6 exons.